AGUCAUGGUCACGCGCCACGAACCUACGCGCAAGUCAAACAUCCUCUCGUACACUGUCGUCGGGUUCAGCGUCCUCGUCACCCUCCUCGCGCUGCACUACGUGCACCGCAAGAUGCUCAAGGUCCGCAAAGACGUGUUCCUCGACAUGCGCGCGGACCUCGCGCGCCGCGGCGUGCACGAGCCCGCGCCACCCGACACGGACGACGAGUUCGCGUACGGCCAGCACGGGGUGUAGCCCCAUGGGAGCCACGUUCCCCGUGAGCCGGAGACGUAGGCGCCGCCUCAUAGAGGCGUGCAUCUACCCAACAGUUCGACAGGCCAAGGCACCCCCACAGAUCGAACACCACCCUCAGCCAUGUUGUACCAAAUGUAUCAGUGGAUAUUGUCCGG
This is a messenger RNA of Cutaneotrichosporon oleaginosum, 390 nucleotides long. The record is from RefSeq and is a predicted model, not a curated record. NCBI's taxonomy places the organism in Eukaryota, Fungi, Basidiomycota, Tremellomycetes, Trichosporonales, Trichosporonaceae.